Molecule: messenger RNA, 2651 nt
Organism: Loxodonta africana (African savanna elephant)
Lineage: Eukaryota; Metazoa; Chordata; Mammalia; Proboscidea; Elephantidae
Gene: NSUN3
Product: NOP2/Sun RNA methyltransferase 3
Exons: 6
Coding region: 96-1112 (338 amino acids)
Biological process (GO): rRNA methylation
Cellular component (GO): mitochondrial large ribosomal subunit
Molecular function (GO): RNA methyltransferase activity
Source: RefSeq, a predicted model, not a curated record
GAAUGCGUUCCGGAAGUCCGAGUGUACUGUUUUCCUCCCGGAGGGUUCUUAGGUGUGGGAUGCUGUAGACCCCUUGUCUGGCAGCUUCUGGUGGGAUGAUGCUGACCCGGCUGAAAGCAAACUCAGAGGGGAAGCUUGCAAAACAGAUUUGCAAAGUUGUGUUGGAUCAUUUUGAAAAACAGUAUUCCAAAGAACUUGGAGAUGCUUGGAGUACGACAAGGAAUAUACUAACAUCCCCAUCAUGCUGGCAGUAUGCUGUCCUGUUUAACCGAUUCAACUACCCUUUUGAACUGGAAAAGGAUUUACUUUCGAAGGGCUAUUAUACACUCUUUCAAGGAUCUUUACCCUAUUAUCCUGAAUCAAUGAAGUGUUACCUUAGCAGAACUCCAGACCGAAUGCCCUCUCAAAGACACCAGAUGCGAAACCUGAAAAAAUACUAUCUCCUAAAUGCUGCUUCUCUUCUCCCUGUUCUGGCUCUGGAAUUAAGGGAUGGGGAGAAGGUGCUGGACCUGUGUGCUGCUCCUGGAGGCAAGUCGGUAGCUCUGCUGCAGUGCGCUUACCCAGGUUAUCUUCACUGUAAUGAAUUCGAUAGUCUGAGAUCAAGGUGGCUCAGGCAGACGCUGGAAUCUUUCAUCCCACAGCCUUUGGUCAAUGUAAUUAAAGUGUCUGAACUGGAUGGCAGAGAAGUGGGAGAUGCCCAGCCUGAAACCUUUGACAAGGUGUUAGUUGAUGCUCCAUGCUCAAAUGAUCGAAGUUGGUUGUUCUCUUCUGAUUCUCAGAAGGCAGCCUGUAGGGUAAGCCAAAGAAGGAAGUUGCCUAUUCUACAGAAAGAACUCUUAAGGUCUGCAAUUAAGGCCCUACGUCCUGGAGGGUUACUCGUUUACUCUACGUGCACACUUUCCAAGGCAGAAAAUCAGGAUGUGAUCAGUGAAAUUUUAAAUUCCUGCAGUAACAUCGUGCCUGUGGACAUAAAGGGAAUGGCAAGGACUUGUUCCCCAGACUUCACAUUUGCUCCCACUGGCCAGGAAUGCGGGCUCUUGGUAAUUCCAGAUAAGGGCAAAGCUUGGGGCCCAAUGUAUGUAGCUAAACUGCAAAAACUGCAUACCGUGUGAAAUUGGCAGUGUGCAUUUUGUAAAUCAUGUUGAUGUAUUAUUCCAUUUAUUUUGAUGGGCUGUCUAUGUUAAUACUGAAAUAAUUAUGCAGUCAUUUUUGGAAUUCUAUUUGGUAAAUACUUCAGCAUCUCAGAAUCUAGGCUUGAGAAUUUCUCAGGUGUAUAUAUAUUUUUUUUUCCUAGAAAUAUAUCUGUAGCAAUGAUCUAAGGUGGCGCAGAUGGUGUUUGUUCUGUACAAUACAUCUGCUGUCUUACUUGCCAUAUUGGAGUUAAAUUAAUCAGAAUACAUGGCUUUGAUGCAAAAAAUGUUUAGAAAGAUAUUCUGUCCCCUGAGGGUUGGGUCUUUGAACCUUUAAAAAUUUGCUGGCCUUCUUAUCAUUUUCCUCAUCAAAUGUACAGAGUCUUAGGAUCCUUCCGUCCUUUUUUUAAGAACUGACCGGUACUUCUGAGGUACUUCUGAGACUAACUGCUUAAGCAGCACUAUUUCUAGUCCUAGAAAAUAGGUUACUUAUUUGUCAAGUUGUUUUCUGUUAAGGACUAUCUUCUGUUUAUUGCAAAGGUCAGUGACUCUAUUGACAUCAGCUUAAUUUCCCCUCUUUUUUUUUUUGCGCUCACAAAUACAAAUUGAAAGGGUAAAUUGUGUUGAAAGGCCUUUGAAAGGCCGUUAGAACAGCAGAUUCACAUGCACAUGUUUGACUUUGGACAUUCAGCCUGUAGAAUACUGGAGUCUAUCCAACAGGCUAUAAAGCAAGUACUUGAAACAAAACCAGAAUGAUUAAUAACUGUAAUAACUGAACUAUAUUUGGAGAGUUUUGUUACAUAAUUGCAGUCCUAAUGAGCAGUACAGAACCUGAUUAUCUCACAGUUGCAAUCUGGAGGGGAUUUUUAUUUCACUUCAUUAUGAAACGUUAUGUGAGAGUAUGAUGUCACGUAUUAACGCACCAGAGGGAGAUGCCUAAGGAGAGUGGAAUAUGCCACUACCAGCCCACAGUGGCUUUUCAGUACCGUUUACUAAGUGGCUGUCCCUGUUUACGUAUACCCUGGGAAUAUUGUGUACAUUUCUGUAUAUGUGCUCAGGGUUUUAGCUUCAGGUUGGCAUCAUGUGUUUUCCCCAGAAAUCACUUCGCUUAGAGUCCAAACAUAUUUUUCUAGCUCUUAAGAAAAAUUAUGUAGUAUAUUCUAAAAGGGUGUAUCUAUUGGGAAAUUAGCGUUUUUUAAAAAUCUAUUUCUGAUGAUAAUCUCGUAAGGAACACAAAAUUCUGCUGAAGCUGAAUCCUACUGAAUUGUUCAUUGCAUUCCAUGCAUUUAAACUAGAGACUGUUUGCUCAUUAGCUGCUUUUUUUGUUUUGCAAGCGUGUAUACCUGGGUUCAUGCAGCUGAAAGUCCCAGGAAGAAACUUUUUCCGCAGCUUCCUUGUGCUGGCCACUUUUUUUCCCCUUUAUAUCUAAUCGAUAUGUUUAAAGUAAAGCCAGAUCUUGUGCACCCAAUCCACUUACCAGAUAUGCUGGGUUAAUUAAAAAAAAAAAAAAAAAUUAUUAAU